Molecule: messenger RNA, 6356 nt
Organism: Dinoponera quadriceps
Lineage: Eukaryota; Metazoa; Arthropoda; Insecta; Hymenoptera; Formicidae
Gene: mGluR
Product: metabotropic glutamate receptor
Exons: 8
Coding region: 2102-4912 (936 amino acids)
Biological process (GO): G protein-coupled glutamate receptor signaling pathway; regulation of synaptic transmission, glutamatergic
Cellular component (GO): membrane
Molecular function (GO): group II metabotropic glutamate receptor activity
Source: RefSeq, a predicted model, not a curated record
CCGCGACAUCGUUGUCGUGCACCACUCUCGGCUGUCGCUGCGAGUCCCUCGCGCGCGCCCGGACAUACAGGAGAAGACGAUCACAACGCGACGGACAAGCUCGUCCUGGAAGCUCGCCCCUGGAGCUCGUCGCGAGACUCCCCGUCGAUCCCUAAUCCAGCGGACUCGCCGAUCGCCGUCGCGAAGGGCGCGGGGUAAAGCGCGACGUAGGGGUGUCUCCGAGUUACAUCGAGCCGUUUAAAACGAUCUUCUCCCUCUUCUCUCCCUCUCUCUCUCCUCCUCUUCCUCCCUUUCUCUCAUUCUCUCUCUCUCUCUCUCCCUUUCUCUUGUGAAUUCGCGUACCGUGAUGAGAACGUAGCUUAGAUGUGCGUAGCUUAGGAAUAAUUCCCUAACAGACCGACGAGAUCGAGUGUCGAGGGCGGGAAAAGCGAAACGCGUUAAACGAAAUCAGGUUUGCCUGUCACCGUGCGAACGGUACCCGUCGUCGUCGUCAGGGACGACACACAAUGACAAGGGAAGUGUGUCUCGGCGCUGAUCCGGCUUCGGGGAAUCGGCGGGCGUGAAACGCGCGCGAGCGAGAAACCGCGGUGAGAGAACUAGUGGCCGAGGGAAAACGCGGCGAAAGUGGAGGAGGAACGAGACGCGAAACGAGAGGGAAAGUCGGAGAUCGGUCGGCGACAGGUUGUGUCGUUGUUCUUCCUUACGCCGCGUGCGAAGGUCGAUCGCGCGUAAUUAGCGCGUGCCGCGAGUCUUCCGGCCUUCCCCUUCGAUCCGUGAUUUCGCGAGGAACAUCGCGAAUGACCGUCGCCCGCUCGUCGCCGCGUUCUACUCGUGAGCGGAUUCAGCACCUCGGCUCAACGAGCGGGGACCGGUCAUUGCGGCCGAUCCGUCGCGGAAAUCAGCCGCCGACUGUACGCGGCAAGCAGUCCAAGAUCUAUCGCCGAGGCUCCCUCUGGAUCGCCGGAUUCCGGAUGGAUCGAUGUCCCCGCCAGGAUGAAGAAUUUCACCGGGACGUGGCAGUUAUCGGAUUCCCGCGGAACGUCGAUCGUGCCGCGCGACUGCCGCAAUCACGGGCCCAAGAGCGCGGCAAAUGAAGACGAUCGGCAGCGAAGUCGCGCGCCGUCCAACCGGGUCGUCCCAUUGAAAUUCAAAACGGGACUCUGCCAUGCCGGCCCGUCCGUUUUAAAGGCGGAGCACCACCGCAAUCACCACCACCGUCACCAGCACGAUCGUUAUCACCACCGCCAUCACCACCACCGUCACGGCUGCCGUUAUUGCCGCCGACGCCGCUAUCAACGUCGCCGCCGUUAUCAACGGUGCCGCCGCCACGUAGCGCUCGUUAGACUCGCUCGUGAAGGGAUCAAGUCGGUUUAACCAGUCGGAAAUCCGACGGAGGAAGCGACGCCGCUCUCUUUCGGAUGGCCACGACGACGUCGAGGCCGACGCCGACGCCGAGGCCGACGACGACGAACGACUCGACCGGAAGCUGAGCCCCGACCGGAGAUAGCCGGCAGUCUCGAUCUCGGCACGUUUAUUGAAGCAACAACGGCGCGAAGAAAUCGCGUCCGGUAAUUGCACCGGCCGCUUUGAAGGUUCCCUCGGGAGUUCCCUAUCUUCUUCCGACUGGCGUUCCCUCGUCCGAUAAAUAAGAAAGAGGGAAAAUAAAUCGAAACGAGAACUCGAGGAAGCGACGAGAAACAGAGAGAGAGGGAGAGAGAGAGAAGAGAGAGGGUAGUACGAAAACGAUCGGGAGAUCAACGCCGACUCCCCCGAGAGUUCCUCGCCCUCUUCGUUUCACUUCGAAGGGAUGCUUGCCGCGUCGCGCUUCGGACAAGAUCGUCCAAAGGACGGACAAUCCCGUUUAACACUGUCUAGUUCACGAGCCCAUGUUGUCGAAAGACACUCCGGAUCACCCUCGAGAAUCUCGCUACGAGCGACUCCGUCGACGAGCGCGUGCUUGAGGAGACGAUAUGUCGGACGUACGGCGAGGUCGUAGACCGGGUCUACGAACGAUUUGCUGAAGAACCGGCGAAUUGGCACACCGAAGAAGAAGAAGAGGGCGAAAAGACGCGGCGUGUGUCGAAAAACAGUCGCGAGGAGGAUGAUUAUCGUGUCGAGAGGACGAGAACGCGCGCGUUCUCAGCAGGCACUUAAGAUGCAGCGUGCGCCUUGGCCGUUGCUGCUCCUGAUCACGCUGCAGCGACUGCCGGUGCAGUCGAGGAUGCACACCGAGAGGGAGGCGGUGCUGAUACCCGGUGACAUCGUGCUGGGUGGCCUGUUCCCGGUGCACGAGAAGGGCGGCAGCAGCGCCUGCGGGCCCAGCAUCUACCACCGCGGUAUGCAGCGUCUGGAGGCGAUGCUGUUCGCCGUCGAUCAGAUCAAUAGCGAGAACGACAUAUUGCCGGGAGUCAUGCUGGGCGUGCACAUCCUCGACACCUGCGGCCGUGAGACUUACGCGCUCAACCAGAGCCUGCACUUCGUGCGCGCCUCGCUCUCCAACAUAGACAUCAGCGUGCUCGAGUGCGCGGACAAGUCGACGCCCAGGGUGAAGCGCACCGCCAACGCCGGGCCCAUCUUCGGUGUGAUCGGCGGCUCCUACAGCUCGGUGUCGUUGCAGGUAGCCAACCUGCUCAGGCUCUUCCACAUACCGCAGAUCUCGCCGGCCUCCACGGCGAAGGCGCUCAGCGACAAAACCAGAUUCGACUACUUCGCGCGGACGGUACCGCCGGACACGUUCCAGUCGAUCGCGCUGGUGGACGUGGUGAAGAGCGCCAACUGGUCGUACGUCUCCACGGUGUACUCCGAGGGCAGCUACGGCGAGUACGGCAUCGAGGUGUUCACGCGCGAGGCCACCGAGCGGAACGUGUGCAUCGCAGCGGCGCUGAAGGUGCCGAGCGCCGCGGACGAUAAGGUGUUCGACGACAUAAUCCAACGGUUGAACAAGAAACCGAACGCUCGGGCGAUCGUCUUGUUCACCCGGGCGGAGGACGCCCGCGGCAUCCUCGAGGCGGCCAGACGGUCGAACCUCAGUCAAUCCUUUCAAUGGCUCGCCAGCGACGGCUGGGGCCGACAGAGCAAGCUCGUGGAGGGCUUGGAGGAGGAGGCCGAAGGCGCCAUCACCGUGGAGCUGCAAUCGAAGAACAUCCCCGACUUCGACGAGUACAUGGAGUCGCUCACUCCCGAGAACAACCGGCGGAAUCCUUGGUUCGGCGAAUACUGGGAGGAGGUGUUCGGCUGCACCUUGAAGAAGAACCUCUUCGCCAUAGAGCGCGGCAGCCAUCAGCAGAGUAUCACUGGACGGGGUAACUCGGCGAACCAGAGCCACGGUUGCUCGUCCGCGCUCAGGCUGACCGCCGCCAACGGUUACGAGCAGGAGUCGAAAGUGCAGUUCGUCGUCGACGCGGUGUACGCGUUUGCAUUGGCGCUCAACAAGCUGCGUCUCGACCUCUGCGGCCACAUCGAGGGCCUGUGCACGCCGGUGGCCAACUACGAUCGCGGCGCGUUCUAUAGGAAUUAUCUGCUGAACGUGUCCUUUGUGGACCCCGCCGGCAGCGAGGUGAAGUUCGACGAGCACGGCGACGGCCUGGCGAGAUACGAGAUUCUCAAUUUCCGAAAGAGCACGAGUCACAAUGGGGCGAACGGCUAUCACUAUCGGGUGGUGGGCAAGUGGUACAAUUCCCUGGACAUUCGCACCGAGGAGAUGGUGUGGGCCCGUGGCACGAAGGACAUACCGAUCUCCGCGUGUUCCCUGCCCUGCGAGCCAGGUAUGAUAAAGAAGCAACAGGGUGACACUUGUUGCUGGGUAUGCGACCAAUGCGAGGCGUACGAGUUCGUCUACGACGAAUACACCUGCAUGGACUGCGGCGCGGGCUACUGGCCGCACCCCGACAAGAGGGGCUGCUACAAGCUGCCGAUCAAGCAUAUCAGGUGGAGCAGCGCCUUCGCCAUCGCGCCGGCGGUGAUCUCCUGCUUGGGCAUCGUGGCGACCUUGGCAGUGGCCUGCUUGCUCUUCCAACACCGGGACACCCCGGUGGUGAGAGCUUCCGGGCGAGAACUAAGCGUAAUCCUACUGGCGGGCGUGCUGGUCUGUUACCUGAACACCUUCCUGCUGCUCGCUACGCCGACUACGGCGACCUGCGUGCUGCAGCGCUUCGGCGUCGGCGUCAGCUUCAGCGCCGUUUACGGCGCCCUCCUCACCAAGACCAACAGGAUCGCUAGGAUCUUCGACUCGGCCUCGAGGUCCGCCGUCAGGCCACGAUACAUCAGCCCCACCUCUCAGGUUUGCGUCGCGGCCGCGCUGAUCGCCUUUCAGGUGGUGCUCACGCUGGUCUGGAUGAUCAUCGAGCCGCCCGGCACCAGGUUCUUCUUCCCGGACCGCGGGCAGGUGAUCCUCAAAUGCAACAUCCAGGACAUGAGCUUCCUGUUCUCCCAGCUGUACAACGCCAUCCUGAUCCUCAUUUCGACCAUCUACGCGGUGAAGACUCGCAAGAUACCCGAGAACUUCAACGAGAGCAAGUUCAUCGGCUUCACCAUGUACACCACGUGCAUCAUCUGGUUGGCCUUCGUGCCGAUCUACUUCGGCACCGGGAAUGCUCACGAGACGCAAAUCACGACGCUCUGCGUGGCCAUUAGCCUCAGCGCCUCCGUCACUCUGGUUUGCCUCUAUUCGCCCAAGGUCUACAUCAUCGUCUUCCAGCCGGACAAGAACAUCCGCGGCAAGGUCUACAUGGGCAGCACGUUCAAGAAGCAGAGCAGCAGCGCCGACGCAGGCUGCGAGCUGGCGACGAGCGAGAACGUGCCGCUGCAGAGUGCCCUGACGGCGGCGGUGCGGACGUCCGUCGGGGUCACCGAGAUUUCGCUGACGUCCAGCACGACCAGCAAGACUAAUAACGAGCAAGUGGCACAAUUGUAGGCUCGCAAGCGUUUGUAGACAAGUACCACGGCCUUCGUAAUUCGGUGAACGGAAUCGGCAAUUGAUCACCGUCGAUGCGCGUUCGCUUCUACCGACGAGACGCGUACAUUGUAGCGAGGACGCGUUGAGCGCCUUGACUCGCGUGUUAUCGUUAUCGUUCGCAUCUACUGUCAAUCGAGAAGAACGAGAGAACGCGAGAGAGAAAGAGAGAGAGUGUAUGUAUGUGCGUGCGCGUUAAAGAGAGAGAGAGAGAGAGAAACGUCGAGAGAUCAUCAAUCGUUAUCAUGCUCGCUGUUGUCGUUAUUGUUACUGUUGUCCUUGCGCAUGAAGUACACACAUACCUACGCGAGAGCAAACACACGGAUACGUGUACAACACACACACACACACACACACACACACACACACACACACACACACACACACGAUACGUCGCACAUUCACACUCGUAUGUGUGCGUGCAUUUAUCGGGCAAAUAUAUUAGCGAGUGAUCUCCACUAAUUCUAGUCGUCAAGCACCUCGUCCGAUAAGUACCCGACUUCCAUUAGGAAUGUAAAUGUAAUUUCGCGUUGCUCCCUCUUCCCUCUUUGUUUCUUCUUUACCUUUUUCCCCUUCUUAUUCCCAAACUCGCUCGCGAUCCUCGUAUCCGCGAGAUAGAUAGCAGUCAUCCCAACGUCCCACGAGAGCGCCUUCCGACGAGAUAAUCGUACACAGUGGACAAUAAAUAAAUCGACUUAAAGCAAGCGUGCAAUUAUAUCGGAGCAGUCCUCCUUCCUCCCCCCUCUCCCUCCCGCCCCCGCCUCGAAGUGUCGAGAGCACGUUAUUAUUCAACGGCGUCGUUUCGAGCAUCUACUCAAUCGUUUCUCGAGUCCUCCUUCCUCUUCCCUCUGCCCCCCCCCCACUCUUUCGUACGUAACACUAUAAGAGCGUUAUUGUAUUAUAUCGGAGCGAUUAAAUCGUCCGAUCUCUCCUUCCCCUCUCCCCCACGGCCGCCGAAGCCAAAGCGACGUACAAAGGAAAAAUGAUAUCUUUUCUAUUAUAAUGAACGCGGUGUAAAAAGAGAGACGUAGAUCAUGGACAUGGAAUAAAGUAAUUGUUGAAUAGCGCGCCGAGUGCGAUUCAUUUCGACCCGUCCGUUCAUCCGUCAUUAAUCCCGAAAAUUCAACCUGAUGUCCAUAUAAAAUGUUAAACUAUGGCGACUUCUAUGAAAUUCAGAAUUAAGUAAUCGAUGAAUAAUAAUAAAAAUCGCCGACAUCAAUUUCCAGUCCUGUUCAACUUGUUCAACAAUAAUCGGAAAGUUACACGGACAAAAGUUUAGUUAUAUUAACCAGAAAGGGAACUGAUGCGAAUUUUGGUUGAGGGAGACGAAAUUUUUAGUUAUAAAAGCCACAUUUGGGUCACAGAAAUCAGAGAUUCUGUUUCCUUCAACCAGAACGCAUCUGUU